Acaulospora morrowiae is the source of this 360-nucleotide messenger RNA. NCBI's taxonomy places the organism in Eukaryota, Fungi, Glomeromycota, Glomeromycetes, Diversisporales, Acaulosporaceae. The record is from the annotation of a GenBank genome assembly.
AUGACCACUGGAGAAGAACUGUUGGAUGAGUUACUCGAGGAAGACAUAGAGGAUGCGGAAGGGUACUAUACCGAAAACAUGGAUGAGAAGGAAUUAAUGACCAAUAUGGAAGAGGAAGGUCCUGCUGUUUACCUCUUUCAAAUAGAAGAAUUACCUAUGAUGACAGAUGAUUUAGAAAAAGCUACUAUAGAGGAAAAGAUUCAACAAACCGAAAUAAGUAAUGAAUUGAACUGUGAUGAACAGGAACAGGCAAAAAAACUGUUGCUGAAAAAGAGUAAAGUCUUUGCAUGGAUGAUUGAAGAAUUGAAACAAACAAACAAGAAAAAAAAAAGAAGAGAAGGAAGGAGAUAUAGAGAGUGA